This is a messenger RNA of Blumeria graminis f. sp. triticale, 1374 nucleotides long. Lineage: Eukaryota; Fungi; Ascomycota; Leotiomycetes; Helotiales; Erysiphaceae. The record is from the annotation of a GenBank genome assembly.
AUGUUUAUCAGCAGCCCUCUGUCUCUCGCAGCUCUCCUCUCCGGUUCAUAUAUUGCUCAUGCCUCUAUCAUAAAUCAGUUUGAUCCGCUGAAGCAUCUAUCUGGAGUUAGUCCACCAUUUGACCACGAAGAAGCCAGCUCUCCUCUAGACCCUGUUCCACCUCUAGGCUGCAAUGUCACUCGUGCAGCAUACCUGGUACGCCAUGCUGCGAUUCAUUCGAAUAGUUAUGACUACGUAGCCUUUAUCGAACCAUUCCUCGAAAAACUUAGCCGCACGACCGUCAGAUGGGCCGAAAUCCCUAGCUUAUCCUUUCUAGCUACCUGGAGAAACCCAAUUCUAAAGGGAGAGAAGGAAAAAUUAAGUCGAUCCGGUCAGCUACAAGCCAUGACAUUUGGUGUUGAAGUUGGACAUAGAUACUUUAAUUUGAGGACACCCCAGAAAAUAUGGGCAGCAUCUUCGGAUCGAACGAUGAAAAGCGCUCAAUUCUUCGCAAAAGGAAUUGCUCUAGACGCAUCAAAGAUAGCUAUUGAGCGAGUGUAUGAGGGCAAGAAAGAUGGUGCAAACUCACUGAAUCCAUAUGAUAGCUGUCCAGCCUUCAGUCGAGUAACUGGCAGCGAUGAAGCUUCAGUGUUUCGCGAGAUCUACACAAAACCGGUUAUGCAACGCUUCAACUCUCUGGCACCUUCUUUUAAUUUCACUUCUACGGACAUUUAUGCCUUUUCGCUGAUUUGCGGCUACGAAACAGUCUUGCGAGGUUCCUCUCCAUUUUGUGGAUUGUCGGUAUUGAGCUCAAAUGAAUGGCUCGGCUUUGAGUAUGCGAAUGAUAUCAAAUAUUUUUAUAACAGUGGGUAUGGCUUACCCUCAGCUGGUGCUACUGGAUUUCCAUGGGUAAAUGCAAGCUUUAAUGCGCUCAUGUCAAAUCAUGAUACGAACAGUAACGAGGUUAAAGAUCAAGAUCUGUUCGUAUCUUUUACACAUCGUGGUAUGCCUCCAAUGGCACUAGUUGCCAUGGGUCUCUUUAAUAACUCAGCAUACUCGGGAGCAAAUAAUAUAAACGAUACCAUGCCUCUCGAUACUAUUAACUACCAACGAGUCUGGAAAUCAAGUCAGAUUAUUCCGUUUAUGACUGACAUUGGUAUUGAAAAACUAGAAUGUGAUAGUUUCGGCUUUGACGAAGGGAUCUACUAUCGCGUCUUAGUAAAUGAUAGACCACAGAGUCUGAUUGGAUGUCACGAUGGACCGGCAGACAGCUGUAAAGAGGAAUCCAUUCGCAAAUGGCUAAAUGAACGGGCCAAAGUCGUCGGUGAUUUUGAUACUAUGUGCCGAGUAGAUUACGCUAAUAGCACGAACAUAUUGAGCAUUUACGAUUCCUAA